This is a messenger RNA of Otolemur garnettii (small-eared galago), 506 nucleotides long. Its product is annotated as anaphase-promoting complex subunit 16-like. NCBI's taxonomy places the organism in Eukaryota, Metazoa, Chordata, Mammalia, Primates, Galagidae. Gene Ontology annotation, cellular component: cytosol; kinetochore; anaphase-promoting complex. The transcript has a single exon. Bases 4 to 342 code for a protein of 112 amino acids. The record is from RefSeq and is a predicted model, not a curated record. Gene Ontology annotation, biological process: protein ubiquitination.
GUCAUGGAAAUGGCUGCCUCUUCAUCAUCCUCCUCAGCUGGUGGCGUCAGUGGAAGUUCUGUCACUGGAUGGGGUUUCAGUGUCUCAGACCUUGCCCCACCAGGGAAAGCACUUUUCACCGACCCCAAAGGAGCCGGAGAGAUGUUAGAAGAGGGCUCUGAGGGAUUCCUCUGCGAAUCUGUGUUCAGCUAUCAAGUGGCAGCCACACUUAAACAGGUGAAACAUGAUCAACAAGUUGCUCGGAUGGAAAAACUAGCUGGUUUGGUAGAAGAGCUAGAAGCCAACCAGUGGCGGUUUAAGCCCAUCCAGCAGCUGCUGGGGUUCACACCCUCUUCAGGUUGAUGCUGUCUGGACGGUCACCUCUGGUGGCAAAUGCAGAGCCAAAAGGGACUUUCUCUCAGCUUACAUAGCCAUCCAGAGAUUCAUAGUACGUCACUGAAUUGUUAAUCCACAUUUGUAUUUGGUUUCUCUGUAUCUGUCCACAGAUAACGAAUAUUUAAACAUGU